GGAUGCCGUGCGAUCACAUUCGUCAGCGAAAGAGCCAAUAACCUUCCUGGCCAUGUAUGUCAUUCGGGUCGCAUUCAAAAUGAAAAGCCUCUCGGUGCCUCUCUAUCUUCGAUUGUUUCUUUGCUCUACAGCAUAAUCGAUUAACGAGGACUAUCUACGAGUAAAUCAAGCGAUAACACCAAUCAUGCGGCUUUUCAUCAAAAGACAACACGCUGGUUUUUGUCACUGAUACAACUGAGAAGAUGCUUACUAUACGGGUGUAUUUUCUAGCGAUUGUUACUUGGAUGGGAGCGUUUCUAUUUGGCUACGACAUGGCCUUCAUCGGUACCUCCAUUGAAUUGCAUUCGUUUAAGAUAAACUUUGGACUAGAGCAUACGUCUAAAUCUAUCGAAGAUACGUUCGCGGCCAACAUUGUGUCUCUUUUACAGGCGGACUGCUUUUUCGGAUCUCUGAUGUCUGCCCUGGUGAGUGAUUUCUUUGGGCGUAGGUUUACCCUCACACUGGCAGGCCUGGCCUUUUGCACUGAAUCAGUUAUGCAAGUUGCCUCCUCUGGAAGGGAGGCAGUGAUGCUUGUGGGACGAUUCUUUUGUGGCCAUGUAAGUUGUCCCUCGGCUUGGUCUGAAUCGUAACCGCCGAUAACUCGAAUGGGAACGCAUGGGACAUUCUGGGGAAGAC
Aspergillus alliaceus is the source of this 675-nucleotide messenger RNA. RefSeq names its product general substrate transporter. Gene Ontology annotation, biological process: transmembrane transport; carbohydrate transport. Gene Ontology annotation, molecular function: carbohydrate:proton symporter activity. The record is from RefSeq and is a predicted model, not a curated record. NCBI's taxonomy places the organism in Eukaryota, Fungi, Ascomycota, Eurotiomycetes, Eurotiales, Aspergillaceae. The transcript has 2 exons. The coding region runs from base 243 to 629 and encodes 128 amino acids. Gene Ontology annotation, cellular component: membrane.